Molecule: messenger RNA, 3770 nt
Organism: Girardinichthys multiradiatus
Lineage: Eukaryota; Metazoa; Chordata; Actinopteri; Cyprinodontiformes; Goodeidae
Gene: il15l
Product: interleukin 15, like
Exons: 6
Coding region: 682-1047 (121 amino acids)
Biological process (GO): positive regulation of tyrosine phosphorylation of STAT protein; positive regulation of cytokine production; immune response
Cellular component (GO): extracellular region
Molecular function (GO): cytokine activity; cytokine receptor binding
Source: RefSeq, a predicted model, not a curated record
AGAAAACAAAGAAGAUGAGGAGUAUGAGCCACCUGCCCUUCAGCUACAUAGUGCCUCAAGGCCCAUGAAACACAAGGUAGCUUCUGUCCCAAGGAAAAGGAGCAGCUCAUCCAAGCCAACAAAGAGAGGAAAACAACUCUGGAAGCAGGCGAGUCAGGCUACCUCUAGACCUGGUGAUGACGAGGACAAGUGGCACUCUCCAGCACCAGAAGAAGGAGGAGGAAGAGGAGGAGGAAGAGGAGGAGUAAAAGCUGCAGAACUUGAAAAGGAAACGUGACAGAGUGAGACGGGAGAGAAGCUCUGUACAGAAAGCUUGUCUCCAAGCUGUCUCUUCAUCUGUCCCCUGCUCCUCCUAAAGCUGGGACCACAUGAAGACAAAGACCUGCACAGAGGACAGAAAACAUCAGCCUGGGAAGAGGACAUGCACAGCAAAGUGAGCUUUAUCUUGCUGGAACAUCAAUAGAAGCUGGGCUUCUCUGGAGCAGCAGUGGAUCCUGUGGGAAGGAGGAAUUAGUCAAAAAGGUGCUCGACAGACAGGGCUCGGUUAAACUCCACAGGAAAACCACCUGCUGCUCUGGGAUUAAACUGGAUCACCAUUUGGUGCAGCUCAAGAUGUGGAAGUGAGGGACUGCAGGCGUCUGAGGAUAAUGCGACGUAGAUGAUGGUUCUGCUGCUCGUGCCAUGCUGAGAGGCAGUUCAGCUCUCGUGAGUGUGUUUCUGUGUUCUGUGUGUCUGGUUGUGGUUCUGACCCGAUCACCAGCUCCCUCCAAAAAAAGACCCUGCUCUAAAGACAUCAUCAUCAAGGUGACUUCACUCAAGAAGAGUCUUCUAAACCAGACGUUGGUGAACUGCACUCUCUACACGCCCACCAUUGAGGACUACAAGCAGAAAUGUCCCAGCGCAGCCUUCAAAUGUUUCGCCGAUGAGAUGAUUGUCCUCUCCGAGGAGUUGAAGAUCAGCGGCCUCACAUAUGAUCUAGCUUUGAGUCUCAACAGAAUGUUAAAGAGGCUGGCCCAAUCGUUCAAACAGGAGCACCUUGUUUCGUAACAACCAAUCACAGCUCUUAGAAGAUGGCGUCACACAAAGGGGUCAACCACACCUAGCAACGGGGUCAACCACACUUCCUCACUAAGAUAAGAAUUUCUGACGUCUCCAGGCUCAGAGUCGCUCUCAGCAGCGAACUGAAUCACUCUUCACUGGGUGUGAAGAUAGGAGCUCUCUGAGAGACUCUGAGAUUCUUUGUGAAUACGGGCCCUGGUGUCACCAGUGACGGGUCAACAAUGGACCAGUCGCUGUGUUUGCUGUCUUGUUGCUAAAAAAAUAUUUUAAAGUUGCCACAAGCAAUUGUUUUGAGGAGAAAAAAGCACAGUAACUGAAGGAGGCUCAUUCACCAGACUCUCGCCAGUGUUCGAAAGGUAAUUCCAAUGAUACGGGCUACUGACUGCCCAGAAUCACCCUGAAGCCGGUUGCGUCUUACAGUGUUGAACCUGGAAAACCAGUAAAAAAAAAGUACGUAUUGUCGGCUUGCUGUCUGAACUUUAGGCUGUUCUUGUUAUUCCGAUUUGAUGGAAUGGAAGCGAAGGUAUAAACUUCAAAGUGAUAAUCUUGACAUCAGAAUUGUAUUGAGACAUCCGGCACACAAAGCUACGUGAACAUAAAGUGUUUUUGCAAACACGGUGAGGCCAAGACUGUAGACUGAAAGGCAUUCUCUCAUAUUUAGCUCCCUGCAGCCUGAGACAGAUGGAGACAGGACCAUCCAGAGAUUUAAAAAAAAGUUGAAUGUUGCCAAGAGUCCUGUUUUGUACCGACAAGGAAAUAUCCUGAAACAAGUUGAGUUUGAGGUUGAAGGGACUGGUCUGGCAUGAAGCUUCUGGUAGGGUCACCAAUGGCAAAUUGUCCCAAGUGGAGGGUUCAGAGUAAGAGCAGUUCUGUGAUCUUGUUGUACAACCUGACCAUUAUACAACUUGACGUUGUGUGCACAUGGGCACAAAGGAAAACUGCCUUGUGGGUUGCUCCGCCUUGUUAAACAUUCAUGGGUCAGCAUAUGGCUCAGCUGGAGGAGUCCAAGUGGCCUGGUUCCUUGUUCCACAGUGAUGUUUCCAUGGAGAUGGAAGUGAAUAAUGUGAGUGUUGUGAGUUUUGCUCUGUUUCAGCUGGCAAUUCUGUCUACAAUCAAAACUGUCUUAUUUAUUAUUUACUUAUCUUCUAUUUUUCUAUAUUAUUGUCUUUUUUCAAGACCCAUAAAAAGGUGAAUAAAAUGUUCAUCUAAGUGAGUUUUUUACAAAUGUAAAUAUUGAUCAUAUUCUCCACUAAAGGUAGAUGCAUCAUUAAGAACCACACAGAAACUGAGCUUGAACAUUGUUCUGACCCAGAGUGCUGAAAUAAUCUUCAGGCUACAUUAGAUUCACCUAAACACUUUUUUUAUUCCAUAAACUUUGCUCGUCAGAUUGUCCAGAACGUUUAGUCAAAUUUAAAUGCAUCUUUUCCUGCUGAGGUUAAAGCAGAAUGAAGGUUGUUCCAUCUUUCCUGAGAUGUUCUCAGGAAAGAACAUCUCAUCAUGUAACUGGUGGGUUGUUGGCUUGAACCCCCACUCAGUCUGUCCCAGUUGUGUUCUUGGCAAGACCUUUCAUCCUCCUUGCCUGCGGAUGGACAGAGGGCUCCGUGGCACCGAUGUAUGGCAGCCUCGUUUCUGUGGCUACAGUGUAGCUCACCACUGUCAGUGGGUGAAUGUGUGAAUGACUGAUUGUAGUGGAAGCCUUUUGGGUCUCUGGGGACUUGAUAAAGCACUAUACAAGUGCAGGCCAUUUACCAUCUCAGGGCAGCUGUCAGAUCUAGAAGGACUAGAGUGACUCUAGACACUGAUGUUCUGAUGUCCAAAUGUUCUGGAGCUGAGUCUCUCUCUGAAACACUGAAUAGGACUCAAUUUUCCCUAACGGCUAUGUAAUGUAGCCGUGAAAUCCCUGAGCUGUGUGUGCUUCUGAGGCAGGGAUGAGCAGGAUGCAGCGGAGUGAUGAGAACAUGAGGACAGAGCCAGACAGAUGGACUCAAUGAUGCGAGACACACCAGCCAAGAACUGUUCCUAACCGAGUCAUGGAGAGAUUCCCCAUGCACUGUGUUGAGGAGAACAUUCAGAACCACAGCUCAAAGGAUCCAGUCCAACUGAGAGGCGGCACAAUGAGAUCCAAGGCAAAUAUUAAGGAUUCUAGAGCUGUUUUGGCAGGGAGAGAAACUCUGUGGUUCGGAUUGUUCCUUGGAAAUCAGAACUGAAUUGUAAGCAACCAUCUUGCUGAAAGAUUGAAGACCAUUAGGUUAAAUCAAAACAACAGAAUCAGAUUUUUAAAAAGUGGAUCAAACUUGUCUGUAGACUGGAUUGGACCCAGCUUGUUUCUGUGCUUUGCUGAUCAGUGCAUCAUCGUCUCCCUCCAUUCUUCUUAUUAUCGCUCUUCUUCACUAAUGACCGUUCACCUGCACACAGAAGCCGGGACAGUUUCAACCCGUUGACAUUUAAGAUUGUUUAAAGUUAUUAAGAUGGAAACAAUAGAUUCUAUAACUUCUGGUCAAAACUAUUUAUUUUCGUCUCCAGAGGAAAGAAUUCAAAGUAAACAAGUUGAGUGAGUGUUAACCUCAGCAGAAAAUAUGAUUAAUCCUUUCAACAUGUUUUCCAUUUUAUCCACAGCCCAAAUCUUGGGCUGUGGACAAUGUGAAACAUGUAUUGUUCUCUGAUGAGUCCACCUUUACUAUUUUCCCCACAUCCGGGAGAGUUACGGUGUG